AACCUCCUCUCCUCUCCUCUCUCUCUCUCUCUCUCAAAAUUCCAUUCAAAAUUGCAACUCCUUUCCGUCAUUAAUGCCCGCCUGUCUUCCCUCUCUCUGUCACUUGUUCUCCGUGUUUUCUCUCUCUACAAGUGUCUCUUUGCAUUUUUCUUUCGAUCUACUACUCCCCAUUUUACUAUCAUAAUUCAUUACUUCUUCGGCUAUCAUUGGUCCUAUAUGUGCACGGCCUUUCUCUCUUGAAUGUGUAACAGGAUCUGCUGCUGAGUAUUUACUUUCUCUUUCAGCUGUCUGUGCUUGAAAUGAACUGCAUUGUCUAGGUUGUAUGUGGCGAUGGAUAUCGAGGUUGCGGUCUCGUGCUUUUUUGCGAUAAUUCCGAUCUGAUUUCUCUCAAAUUCGAGGGCUUCUUUUUGGAAAAAGAGAAAGGUUUUCUUUAUUAUAAUUGAAAACAAAAUUAUUCGUCAUUUCAAAUUUUGAAAAAGUAAAUGGAGAGAGCUCGACACAGGAAAACCAAAAGUGCUUCCGGCAUUGAAGGUUUUCGGCCAAUUCAGAAGCAGAAAACUGUUCCAAGAUUGUCUUCAGAUUCUCGUUCUUAUAUUGAUGGGAGCAACAGGGAUGACAAGUUCAUGCUUGAGUUGGGGCAGAGCACCUUAGGAAGAGCAACAGGGAUUCCAAUGAAGAAGUUACUGGCGGAAGAGAUGUCAAAAGAUGUUGAACUCAAGAGAAGAUCAACAAAUGUUGUUGCCAAAUUAAUGGGUCUUGAAGGGCUGCCAUCCCCUCGGCAUGUUCAUAGACAACAAAAGAAGUUCCCGGAGAACUACCAACAGAAAAACAUUGACAUUCCCAUUAAUAAACAAAGCAGUAGCCAACAUUAUGAUAGCCGAUCGAAAUGGAGAAGCCCGAUAGACCUGCAAGGAUUCAAGAAUGUCUAUGAGGAUUUAGAAUCAUCGCAUGUUGUUGACCGCCAGUGUUCUUCAAGACGGAGGGCAAACUCAUUUCUUACGAAGCCUGAGAUGGAACUGAUUCAGCAGAAAUUUAUGGAUGCAAAGCGUCUUUCCACUGAUGAAAAAUUUCUAUGUUCCAAAGAGCUCAAUGACACUCUAGAGAUGCUGGACUCCAACAAGGACUUACUGCUGAAGUUUCUCGGUCAAUCAGAUUCCUCGUUUGCGGAGCAUUUGCAUGAUUUACAAGUCGAUCCUGGCAAUUCUCUUGGCAGUCGCAUAGCAGUAUUAAAGCCAUCUAAUUCCGAGAAGUUUGAAAGUAAAGCCAAAGCAUGGAGAUCAGAGAGAGAUAAUUCUAAUAAACCUCAUGCUGCUUCUCACCUGAAACGUCAAGAUGGUCUUCUGCUUGAACCACACAGUCGCCACAGAGUUUGCAGUUCAUCAAGGAUUCCAGUGAAGGAAACGAAAGAUGAAAAUACUAUUCCUACUAGGAUUGUUGUUUUGAAGCCAAACCUUGGGAAAGCUCAAAAUGCUGGCACAUCUUUGUCAUCUCAAGAUCUUUCACACAGUUAUCAACCUGGUUUCAAGAAAAUGAAGGAACAUUCAAAUGUCAGUAAUGCAAAAACUGCGUCACGGAGAAGGAAAGACUUAUCUCAUAAUACAGGAUUAUCAAAAUCCAUGUCAGAAGAAGCUAGAGAAAUAGCCAGAGAAAUUACAAUGAGGAUGAGAGAUGGUUACGACGAGACCACAGAUGCAAAAUCUAUUGCAUACAGAGGAUAUGUUGGAGAUGAGAGCUCGUAUGAUGCUAAUGAGAGUGAUUCUGAUAGUGAGUCUGAGGUGUUUAGAUUUGCUUCUAGAAGGUCAUUCGAUGGUAGUAGCAUGUGCAGAUAUCCAUCUUCCCAUUUAGGUGAAUCACCUGUAAAUACGGAAGCAAAGAAGCGACUAUCUGAGAGAUGGAAGAAGGCUCACAUAUAUCAAGAUUUGGAAAUGAUUAGUAGGGGUAGCACAUUAGGGGAAAUGCUUGCCCUGCCCAACAAGGAAACUAGGCGCUGCCAGUUAAAUGUUAAGAUGAAUCCUGGUCAAGCAAGUAAAGAACUUAGUAGUAAUGGACCUGCUACUUUGGAUGUUCCUUUAGGUAUCAGAAGUAGGGAUGGACGGAAAGAUGAAAUGUGCAGAAACUCCUCUAGAUCAAGGUCACUUCCUCCACCCGCUAGUGGGGGAGGGAGAAGCCACAGAAGAAGCAAUUUGGCUGCAGAGAAAAGCCCAGUGCAUAGUGAAUCUGUACAUCGUAGUAGAAGUAAGGUUGUAAAGGGAAAUCCGAGUCGCAGAGAAAAUCAUUCAGCCAGAGAUUCAAAAUCUAGGAUCAAGAAGUGUCAUCCCCGCCAGCACAUAUUUUCUAAUGAGAUAGACUCUUCGCCCAGAGCCAGUUUUGAGAUUCAGAUGGAACCAAACACCAAGGACUUAUCUGAACAACAGCCCAUGUUUCCAAUUGCUGAAGAGGCAGACAAUUAUGAAGUACCUAUGGUUGAUGUUAUGAUGAUUUCAGAUCCUGGAAGCACUGCUAUGUCUUCAAAAUCAUCCGAGAUUCUUUCAGAACAGUCACUUUCAUCUUUAACAGGUGACAAAGCUGCUGAUCAUAACCAAGAGUGUUCUAGUCUACAGGAGCUGCACAGAUCUCCUCACUUGCAGUGCCUCAGAGCUGAGCCAGAUUCUUCUGAGUGCUCUAAGGAAGCAGACCAUCCUAGUCCUGUUUCAGUGCUUGAGGCCCCUUGUAGUGAAGAAACACCAUCUUCUGAAAGUUUUGAGAGAGUCAGUGCAGGACUUCAUGAACUUCGGAUGCAACUGAAGCUCCUCAAGUUGGAGUCAGGCACAUAUCCUGAGACAUGUGAGACAUCAGCACUUGUUCCCAUCGAGGAGGAAGAAGCGCAACUACUUCCAGUAGUUUCUGAAGGAGACCCUGUCUUAUCAGCUGACAACUGGAGGACUUGUUAUGCUGUUGACGUGCUGAUCGAAUCUGGUCUUGAAGAAUCCUACUUUCACAUGUUGAGGACGUUGUGGCACUCAAAUAGCCCAUUGGACCCCAAGUUGUUCGACAAGCUGGAGAAGAAAUACAAUAACGAUGAGACCACCAGAUUGAGGUGGGAAAGGAGGUUGCUCUUCGACAAAAUAAAUUCAGCAGUGGUGGAGAUUUUCCAUGAGCGCGUGAACCUGUGCCCCUGGGUGAUGCCAAAAGUGUCGGGAUCGAAUCUGCAAUGGCAGGGUGUUCAAGAUGAUCUUGAGAGAUUGAUUAACCAAGAGUACGGCAGUGGGUAUAGAGAACUUGAUAGAGAGAUGUUGUGGUCAGAAUCUAGAGCAGAAAUUGAGGUAUUAGGUAAUGAAAUUGAGAGAUUGUUGAUGGAUGAGAUGAUAGCUGAGAUUAUAUGUAACUAAUGUUAGCUUUUCAACUGAACUGGAAUAGAAUAGUAGCUGGUUACAUAGGUAGAUGAAAAGCUUCGGAGUACAAGAAUUGAGAAUAAAUCUCAAAUUUAUUGUAAAGUUUACAAUUGGUUAAGCCAUCACUGUGUGUUUCAUGUUAUUACAUAGCAAUGCAUGUUUGUAUAAAUGCUUGCAACA
This is a messenger RNA of Salvia hispanica, 3551 nucleotides long. RefSeq lists its product as uncharacterized. The record is from RefSeq and is a predicted model, not a curated record. Lineage: Eukaryota; Viridiplantae; Streptophyta; Magnoliopsida; Lamiales; Lamiaceae.